Messenger RNA from Pyricularia pennisetigena, 876 nucleotides. RefSeq lists its product as uncharacterized. Bases 1 to 876 code for a protein of 291 amino acids. The transcript has a single exon. Gene Ontology annotation, molecular function: palmitoyl-(protein) hydrolase activity. The record is from RefSeq and is a predicted model, not a curated record. Gene Ontology annotation, cellular component: membrane. NCBI's taxonomy places the organism in Eukaryota, Fungi, Ascomycota, Sordariomycetes, Magnaporthales, Pyriculariaceae.
AUGCCUCCUGGUGCGCGUAGAGAAGAGAUACGGGACUACUCAAAGCAAUGCGCGGGCAUCCCGUGGGACGAGGUGCACAUCCACUCGGACGAUGGUACAAAGCUGGUACUUGCCGUUGCCUUUCCUCCCUGCCGGACCGAUGCGGCCAGACCAGAAAAGCACGUGUAUGUGCUUUAUAUGCAAGGGAAUGCAGCCUCGACCCCGCCACGCCUCCCAGCCCUCUCGGCAGUACUCCAACAGAUUCGAAAUGCAUCCGGAGACCAAGCACUGAUCACAAUGGUCGCUGUCGGCUAUCGGGGCUUUUGGAAAUCACAAGGUCGCGCAACCGAGAGGGGCAUCAACGACGACACCCUGACGGCCGUACGAUGGGUUGUGGAUCUUCACACCAAGAAUCAUGGUACCACCAAGGAAAGACCAGUUGUGAUUCUUUGGGGACAAAGCAUCGGCGCUGGGUUCGCUACCAAUUUGGCUUCCAGGCUGAUAACAAGCACUGGGAGGGAAAGCACAGCAAGAGUUGACUCGCUCAUCCUCGAGACCCCAUUCACAUCCAUACGAGCCAUGCUUGAAGCAUUGUACCCGCAAAAAUGGUUGCCUUAUCGUCAUCUCUGGCCAUUCUUGCGUACUCACCUUGACAGCUGUGCUAACAUGGAAAAAAUCGCCACACGCAAGAGCAUGCAAAUUCAAAUGGUGGUGGCCGAAAAGGAUGAAUUGGUCCCGCGCCACCAGGCUGAGGCAUUGCGACAGCGCUGUGAAAGUCUUGGUAUCUCACUCAAGUACCACGUUGUCCGUGGGGCUUACCACAAUGAAGCAAGCUAUCGGAAUGACGGUCGUCGAGCGAUAGCGGAUUUUGUGUUGGAACAGUCAAAGAGAAAUUGA